AUGAACAUGAGAAUCUAAAAUGAUCUCCUCCCCCCUCAAAAAAAAAAAUGGAAAAAAAAAAUUAAGGAAAAACAAUGGAAGAGGGGUAUCAUAGUCAUAUGUCGAGACUUCAUGGGCAUUUGUGAAAAGAAAAAAAACAAUGGAGUCAAAAGUGAAAUAUUCUAUACCACGUUGAAUCCUCUUUGAACAUUGAUAAACUGCCCAAAUCCCACGGGAGCCUUUCAUUGGUUACAAACCCACAAGAACAAAGCAACAAAAAAUCCAGAACAAUUCUCCGCAUCAAUCUGAUCAUAUGAAUGGGAAAUGAAAAACUUCUCGUCCCAUUCUCCCCUCCAAAACCCGCAGCCAAGCACCACCCCAUUAAACCCAGAAACAGGACGAGGAGGAGAAGAAAAAGAAGAAGAUCAGAAAGCAAGAUGCGAGUGGGAUUUCAAUCUCUCCGCCGUAAUUUCUUCUUCGGACGCCGGCUCCACCCCUUCCGACGCCAUCGGAGUUGUCGAGUUCAACCAGAACGAUAGCUUUCUCGCCACCGGCGGUAUCGCCAGAAAAAUCAGAAUUUACAGCUUGGAAAAAUCACUUGAAUCGUGUCAAAAGGUUGAAACGGGAGUUAAGUUUCUCGACCACGCAGCUGCAUGUGAAUUCUACAUCUGUACUCCGGCUAAGCUCAGUAGCAUCAAGUGGAAACCCGGGUCGGGAUCUCGGGUCAUCGGGUCUGGGGACUACGAUGGGGUGGUAAUGGAGUAUGAUCUCGAAAAGCGGGUGCCCGUUUUUGAGCGCGACGAGCAUGGAGGUAGACGUGUCUGGAGCAUGGAUUACUCGCACUGGGAUCCGACAAUUGGGGCAUCUGGGUCUGAUGAUGGCACCAUGCAAAUGUGGGAUCCGCGUUGCGACGGGGGGAAGUGUCUGGCUGUGGUCCAACCUAACCGGGUCGCCCGCAGCCCAGUUUGUUGCGUGGAGUUCAAUCCGUUUGGCAGACCCCUCGUGGCCGUCGGAUGCGCUGACCGUAGAAUUUACGGGUACGAUGUGCGCAAUCUGGAAAACCCGGUUCUCCUCCUCGAUGGACACCAACAGGCCGUCACAUACACAAAGUUUCUGGAUUCACGAACAAUAGUUUCUUCCGCCAUUGAUGGGUGCUUGAUGAUGUGGGACACAGAGGAUCAGCGCCCGAUUAGGACUUACAGAGGACACGUCAACACCAGAAGAUUCGUCGGAUUAUCCGUUUGGAGAAAUGGCGGGCUGUUGAGCUGCGGGUCGGAAAACAAUCAAGUGUUCGUGUAUGACAAGAGAUGGGGCGAGCCCAUAUGGGUUCGUGGGUUCGCACCGGCAGUUCAGCCACGGAGUGAACCGGGUUUUGUUAGCGGUGUUUGCUGGCGGCAGGCCGGAGACGAGCGGUGCAUGCUGGUGGCGGGUGGUUCAGAUGGGGUGUUGCAAGUCUUUGAGGGGGAAAGGAAGUCAUGCUCGUAA
Sesamum indicum (sesame) is the source of this 1464-nucleotide messenger RNA. RefSeq names its product WD repeat-containing protein RUP2. NCBI's taxonomy places the organism in Eukaryota, Viridiplantae, Streptophyta, Magnoliopsida, Lamiales, Pedaliaceae. The record is from RefSeq and is a predicted model, not a curated record. Gene Ontology annotation, molecular function: protein binding. Gene Ontology annotation, biological process: response to UV-B.